Messenger RNA from Conger conger (European conger), 3028 nucleotides. Its product is annotated as toll-like receptor 13. The transcript has 2 exons. Gene Ontology annotation, molecular function: protein binding; transmembrane signaling receptor activity. Gene Ontology annotation, cellular component: membrane. Gene Ontology annotation, biological process: toll-like receptor signaling pathway; inflammatory response; immune response. Lineage: Eukaryota; Metazoa; Chordata; Actinopteri; Anguilliformes; Congridae. The record is from RefSeq and is a predicted model, not a curated record. The coding region runs from base 146 to 2887 and encodes 913 amino acids.
GAAGUGAAACUUGCACAAGAUAAAAAGUUUUAUUUAGAGCAAGUGCAUACGUAUAUCUCUUCAGAACAGAUACGCCUGUUGAAAGCAGCUUGGACUUAAAGGUCUUCAUAUUGAGACUGCUUUGACCCUUCCUGUGGGAAAAAGGAUGACAUCUUUCCUGCUCUCUCUUGCUCUCCUGCUCUUCAGUACUGGUGUCUGCUGGGGUUAUGGAAUGGAAGGCUGUGCUACCAACUUCAGAAACGUUAAUGAGAUUUGGUGUGCCAAGAAAAACAUACAAAACAUAUCCCGCAUUGUGAAAAUGAUCCCAUGUAAUGCUACCAGAAUCAACCUUUCCCAUAACAUAAUAAGCACUGUUCCCACUAAUAUCUUUCAAAAGUUCUGGAGGCUGCGAGACCUGUCCUUGCAAAGGAACAAUAUCUCUUCCCUGAAAAGGUCCCCAUUUGGAGGCCUUGGAGAACUGAAUCUUCUGAACCUUUCAAGCAAUUAUCUAUCGGCGAUCCAACCGGAUGCAUUCCAAGGGCUGACACAGCUUAGGGAUCUCCGUUUGUACAACAAUCGUCUCACUGAGUUUCCCACUGGAUUUUUUGAGUACCUCCCUCAGCUCGUAAAUCUUGAUCUUUCACUAAAUAUGCUGAAAUAUUUCAAUAGCAGUCAAUACAAGAGCAGCACGCUAAAAAACAUGGACCUUUCAUACAACAAUAUCUCUUGGCUGAUACUUUCAGGAUUCUCUGGGCUCAUUAGUCUCACUCUCUCCUUCAACCCAAUUCUGCAUCCAGUGCCACAUCCUCUUGUUCUGCCCCCUUUGCUUGCACAGCUGAUGCUCCUGGGGAUUGCACCUGAGGUCCUGGCUGGACUGUCGGAGAAAUCCAAGAAUGGUCUCGAGAAAGUGUUUUUUUCCAUCUCUGUCAAGAAACCCGACAUCUCUGUGUGUAGUCUCUUAGAGGGAAUGUAUAAAAUAAAGCAUGUGCGCAUUGACCUGAGCGGUUCUGGAUUUCCAAAAAAUACUUCAGUCCUGAUAGGGUGCAAAACACCUAAAAUAUUACUCCUCAGUAAUGCAUCCCUUGGGAAAAUGGACAAAUACCAAUUAGUGCAGAAUUCAAAAUUCACAUCUCAGCUCUGGUUGCUGCAAUGCAGGCUUCAGAGCAUUUCUGAGAAAACGUUUCACGGCCUUCCACAACUUUCAAGUUUGAAUUUUCAAGACAAUGAUGACCUGGAUAUUCAACCAAAUACAUUUUCUCUCCUGAAGAAUCUGAGGAAACUGACCCUCAACAAUGUUGGAAUCCGAGAACCGAACCCCGACUGGUUCAAAAAUGCCCAGAAUCUGAUGUCGCUGUCAAUGAUGAAUAAUGAUAUGACCAAGCUUGCCGUUAAUGCUUUCAGUGCACUACGCAGACUGAAGAGCCUUAACUUGCGCAACAACUUGCUCCAUGCCAUUAAGGAUCAGCCUUUCUGCAACCUCAGCUUGCUUUGGUCAUUGGAUCUCAGCGUUAACAUAAUCUCCCACAUUGAACAUGGGUCUUUUACAGACCUAGUAAACCUUAAAAAUCUGAGUCUGAGUUCAAAUCGUAUCACAACCUUGAACCCGGACAUCCUAUAUAGUUUGGUGAAGCUGAAUAGCCUGAAUUUGUAUGAUAAUCGCCUCCACUUCCGUGAGGGUGAUUCUCCCUUUAUUAAACUAAAAUCCCUGACUGAUUUAAAUUUGGGUUACCAGGGUCCUAUUACAGUAGGAAUGGGGUAUUUAGGAUCAACUUUGUUCAAAGGAUUAGAAAAUCUAGAAACUCUAAUCCUUUCAUCUGCGACCUUAAUUACCUUUCAUCUAAACACAUUUGCCCCUCUUAGGAAUCUAUAUAGCUUAUAUAUUAGUGAUAUUACAAUGACAAAUACUAACUUGACUGCUCUCUUUCAUCCUCUUGUGUCACUUACGGAAUUGGUUUUGGUAAAGACUGAUCUUGAUGUUCUUCCUGACAGACUGCUUCCACAAAACAAUACUUUGAAAUAUUUGAAACUUCAGGGAAACCAUUUGCAUGUAAUGGAAAAGUCCUUGAUUAACAACCUACCUUUGCUCAAGGAUUUUGAUGUCGGAGAUAACCCUCUGUCCUGUAGCUGCAAGAAUGCCUGGUUCAAAAACUGGUCAUUCAACAAUUUGGAAGUCCAGGUGCCAUACCUCUAUGACCUCCACUGUGAGAAUGCUCCCACCCUGCAAUACCUUUGGGAGUUUGAUGACAAAGAAUGCAGCUAUGACUAUAUCAAUUUCAGCUGCUUCCUGUCUACUGCCCUGCUGAACAUAUUCAUCCUUUUUUCAGGCCUCAUCUGGCACAAACAAAGGUCAUCGCUCCGCUAUCUAAUCCUCCUUCUUCAGUCACGUAUCAGGGGUAGGAAGAAGGGCAAGAGGAAUUUCACUUAUGAUGCUUUCAUCUCCUAUAGUUCUGUGGAUGAACCCUGGGUAAUGGAGGAGCUGAUGCCCCACAUGGAGGGACCAAAGGGGAAAGGAUUCCGACUGUGCCUUCACCACCGUGACUUCCGCGUGGGGGCGGCCAUCUUGGACAACAUUGAGACAGCCAUCUACAGUUCACGCCGCACUCUGUGCGUGGUGAGCAGGGACUUCCUGCGCAGCGAAUGGUGUUCCAUGGAGUUCCAGCUGGCCAGCCUGCGGCUCUUGUGUGAUCGGAACGACGUGCUGCUGCUGGUCUUUCUGGAGCACAUCCCCGACCACUGCCUGUCCUCAUACACCCGGCUGCGCAAGAUGGUGCGCAAAAACACCUAUCUGCUGUGGCCUGAGGAUCCUGCAGAACAGGAGCCAUUUUGGAUCCGACUCCAGGACGCUCUAAGAGAAGAUGUAGAAGAGGAGGGAGAAACAUUUGGAGGCCUCCUUGUUGAGGGCAAUUAAAAUGAAAUUUUCUUUACAGUCCUAUUUUUUCAAGUAUGGACUUUUGUAAAUUUAUAAACCCAACCCUGUGUAACCUUUUUUCACUAUCCAGUAAGAUGUAUUACAUUUCCGAAAAUUUAUAAACAGAGUUUACAUAUAAAA